CCACUUCCUGAUACACCUGUUUGGCAGGUAGACACGCUGCUGGCGCAACGGAGACUCUGAGUCAUGACCAGAUAGAUAUGGACGCAAUUUUGCCGAAACUUUGACGCAACUUGGACUUUUUUUUCAUAUCGUCACGCCACAGGAAUCGUUUUCACAUCUGAAAAUGCGUCGACUGCUUGAAGAAAACUCCGGUCUGAGGGUGGUUUUGCUGCUGUGUCUGCUCGCCCCUUCCCUAGUCUCCUCCAUCACAGUGAGUACUCCAGCAGAGCUCCAUGCAUCUAGAGGGGAUGCCGUCGCAUUGUCCUGCACAUUUGUUUCCACAAGUAGGCCAACCAGUAAGAUGACUGUCGACUGGUCUUACAGGCCACAGAGUGGAGGCCCGCCACAGACAUUCUUCCACUUCUCCUCGAGGGCGUUCCCUCCUCUUGAGGGUCAGUUUGCUGGUCGAAUCCAGUGGCAGGGGAGUCCAGCACGUGGGGAUGGCUCCAUCUCUCUGAUCAAUGCCACACUGAAUGAUAAUGGGACCUAUACGUGCUCAGUCAGGAACCCUCCCGAUGUCCACGGGUCCCCGACGUCACACACAGUCCUCACUGUCACACCGAAGACACCCAGCAUUCGCUUCUCUGACGUCGCAGUCCUCCUCGCCUUCAUCCUCCUCCCCUCUGGUAUCAUCACACUCAUUCUGAUUGGAUGGAUGCUCUGUCCCAAGAAGCAGCAUAACCAGUCAAAGGUCUACAGAUCACCCAUUGAGGUCACGGAAGGAGAGGAGUAUGGCGUCUACCAACCAGCACCCAAAACAAAAAGGAGCACAUGCUGUCAGCUGUAUCUAAUGGACUCAGAAGAUGAGGCUGAGUACUACAACCUAAAAAAGAGGCCUGUAGAUGAGGACUAUGCUGAAUCUCAGUGCUAGGGGACCCUGGUGGUUAGGAGAUGUAACUGCAACCUCUGGACCUACUGGAGGUACUGAAUAGCUGGAUUUAUGUCUUCUGUGCCACAGUCCACCACGCACCAAGUCACAUUAGUGAUAGAGUUUACUUUUUGUGGUAAAACUUAUGGAAAGCUACACCAGUGUGAUAUUUGCCACUGCAAAAUAUGCAAAUAAUUAGAUUUAGUUUUUGCCUACAAGCUCCUAGAGAAAAAAGGUUUAUACCCUUGAGCUGGGGAAAGAGAGAAAUCUAAUUUCCUUGUGGAUAUUUUCUGUUUAUUCUGCCUGCACCAUAGCACCAUAGGUGGUACUAUUUGGUGAGGUAUAAACUGACGCUGUACAUGCAAACACAAAUGAACACUGUCUAUAUUUUUAUACCUGGAUGAUUUACAUGUGUCACUUUCUUAUUGUGAAGGAGAUAGACACAUUUUGUCUAAUUUAUUGCCUGUGUCAGAGUGGCUGUAUGAAACUGUCGAUGUGUUUGUUGAGCUGUAGUAGAACAUUUCUGUUAUAUCCUUAAUAUUUGGAGAGAAAAUAAAUGGUUUGAUUUUGAA
Molecule: messenger RNA, 1479 nt
Organism: Amphiprion ocellaris (clown anemonefish)
Lineage: Eukaryota; Metazoa; Chordata; Actinopteri; Pomacentridae
Gene: mpzl3
Product: myelin protein zero-like 3
Exons: 6
Coding region: 164-910 (248 amino acids)
Cellular component (GO): membrane
Source: RefSeq, a predicted model, not a curated record